This is a messenger RNA of Cryptomeria japonica (Japanese cedar), 1221 nucleotides long. Its product is annotated as purine permease 1-like. Gene Ontology annotation, cellular component: membrane. The transcript has a single exon. The record is from RefSeq and is a predicted model, not a curated record. Gene Ontology annotation, molecular function: purine nucleoside transmembrane transporter activity. Lineage: Eukaryota; Viridiplantae; Streptophyta; Pinopsida; Cupressales; Cupressaceae. Bases 1 to 1221 code for a protein of 406 amino acids.
AUGGACCUUGGCAUGCAAAACGUGGAAUCAGACUUUUCCUUUCUCAGCUAUAUUUUACAUCCAGUUUGGUCAGGUAUUACACUUGCCGAAAGACAAACUGAUGCUAGCCAAAUGCAGUCAAACAAGAAAAGCUUAGGGCAAUGGAUCCUCCUGAUAUUAAACGGUGCAGCUUUGUGCAUAGGCGGAACUGCAGGUUCCUUCUUACUUCGUUUCUAUUAUAUACACGGUGGCAAUCGCAAAUGGCUUUGUGCAUGGCUACAGACUGCAGGGUGUCCUCUUCUUAUUCUGCCCAUUUGGAUUUCUUCCCGCAGAAAACAGACCUCUGCAGAAAACAUCCAUGUAACUCCCAAGCUUUGCCUCGCGUCCUUCAUAAUCGGCGUCCUCACUGGCCUUGAUAGUUUCUUGUAUUCAUGGGGAAUGGACUACCUGCCUCUUUCCACUUCUUCUCUCCUGACUGCCCCUCAGCUUGGCUUUAAUGCAUUCUUUGCGUUCUUCUUAGUAAAGCAGAAGUUUAGCUCAUAUUCUAUCAAUGCCCUAGUUUUGCUCACCAUGGGAACAGUUCUGUUGACCUUGCACUCCGGAGGUGACAGACCCCACGGAGUCACAGCUGGGCAAUAUUGGCUUGGAUUUUUCGCUACAGGAGCUGCAGCUGCGCUGUAUGGAUUGAUUCUUCCUUUGAUUGAGCUUGUCUAUAAGAAAAGUACACGCCGAAUAACAUACACUUUUGUUAUGGAGAUGCAACUUAUAAUGUCUUUUUCGGCGACCGUUUUCUGUACAAUAGGCAUGGUUCUCCACAAAGAUUUCAAGGCCCUUGGGAGGGAGGCAAGUUCAUUCGAUGUGGGGGAAUUCAAAUACUACAUGUCUCUGGUUUGGACGGCAAUCUCCUGGCAGCUCUACUUAAUCGGGUUGUAUGGUGUCAUCUUAUUGACCAGUUCUCUCUUGAGUGGCAUUUUCAUGGCUUCUUUAACUCCUGUCGUGGAGGUGCUUGCAGUCGUCAUAUUCCAUGAGAACUUCACUGGGGAGAAAGGUAUGGCUGUCGCUAUGGCUUUGUGGGGAUUUACAUCUUACUUGUAUGGGGAAUAUAAGAAAUCCAUAUUUGAGACAAGCAAUGCGCCAAUGGAGGACCGACCAGGCCGUGAAUCUGCAGACCCUAGAGAAGAUAAGGAAAUGACUAUGGAGCUGGUUGUUGAAAAAGCUGCCACGUCCAAGCAUAACGUGUAA